CCAUGUCACAGAUGUUGCACAUAGAAAUUCCCAAUUUUGGGAACACCGUCUUGGGCACCCUGAACGAGCAGAGGCUGCUGGGGCUCUACUGCGACGUCUCCAUUGUCGUGAAGGGACAGGCCUUCAAGGCCCACCGGGCGGUCUUGGCCGCCAGCAGCCUCUACUUCAGAGACUUGUUUACUGGGAACAGCAAGAGUGCGUUUGAGCUCCCUGGUUCAGUGCCCCCCGCUUGCUUCCAGCAAAUCCUUUCCUUUUGCUACACUGGGAAGCUGACCAUGGCUGCAAGCGAGCAACUUGUGGUAAUGUACACGGCAGGUUUCCUCCAGAUCCAGCACAUUGUGGAGAAAGGAACAGACUUGAUGUUCAAAGUGAGCUCUCCUCACUGUGAUUCCCAAACCACCAUGAUAGAAGAUCCCAGCUCGGAACCACAAAGUCCUAGCAAUCCACUGCAGGCCACUCCCGUGCCCUGUGUCAUGUCCCCUUCCAUGCCAAUCCCACUCCUCACGCGGGUCAAGCAUGAAAACCUGGAGCUGCAGCCCACAGCAACGCCGAGCCUAGCAACCAAAAGGUCCCUGGAGGCCAGCCUGCGGGACGCAACUGGCGGGGGCUCUUCCAGCACUGCUUCACUGAAGCUAUCUCGUGUGGCCUACUAUGGAGUGCCCAGCCUGGCCACGCUUCUCCCAAACGUACCACUGGGGCAGUACGCUCAAGGGGAGCGGACCAGCCCUGGGAGCAGCAGCAUCCCAGCCACGGACAGCCCUACGUCCUACCACAACGAAGAGGACGAAGAAGAGGACGACGCUUACGACACCAUGGCGGAAGAGCAGUACGGGCAGAUGUUCAUCAAAGCCACCGGGGGCUACACAGGGCCUCCAGAGAAACCAGAACAGGUGCCAUUGGAGAGCCGCUCCUGUGUCCUCAUUCGGCGAGACUUAGUUGCUCUCCCAGCAAGUCUCAUCAGUCAGAUUGGAUAUCGGUGCCAUCCAAAACUCUACUCAGAAGGAGAUCCUGGAGAGAAACUUGAACUUGUUGCAGGCUCCGGCGUUUACAUCACCCGAGGGCAGCUGAUGAACUGUCACUUGUGUGCAGGUGUGAAACACAAAGUUCUCCUGCGGCGCCUUCUAGCAACAUUCUUUGACAGGAACACCCUGGCCAACAGCUGUGGGACAGGAAUCCGGUCUUCUACCAGUGACCCCAGCAGGAAGCCCCUUGACAGCAGGGUGCUCAAUGCUGUGAAACUGUAUUGUCAGAAUUUUGCUCCAAGCUUCAAGGAAAGUGAAAUGAACGUCAUUGCAGCUGACAUGUGCACAAAUGCCCGGCGAGUACGCAAGCGUUGGCUUCCAAAGAUAAAGUCCAUGUUGCCAGAGGGAAUGGAGAUGUAUCGCUCCGUCAUGGGUUCCACCACCAACAGUGUCCCUUUAGACCCUGAAUUCCAGCCCUCUGCCACUCAAACGUUUGAACAACGUAUCUUUGCAGAGAGGAGGAGUGAUUCUGGAACAAUCAUGGCACUGAGAACUAGCACUGCAACUGUAGAUCAAAGCAACGGAUCUGGCCAAUUGUUUGAGCCAAGUGAUGAUGCUGAAGGGGCCAGCUCUGUCAUACAGGAGUCAGCUGUCCCAGAGUCAAUGGCUUCAGAUAGCCAAAGCACCGCACAGCCUUUUGAUCAAGGUUCUGGUUCCACCAGCCGGCCAGAAACUCCUGUGAGACGGCAGGAAGGUACAUAUGGAGGGACUUUAUGAAUGAGACCUUGAGAGAUCUAUAAUAAUAAAGCUGCUUGCAUGCAUUAUUAAUACAAAAAUGUGAUCCAACCUUUUACCUACUGAACCGCUACUGUUGCCUGAAAAAAAUGUGAUUUUUAAAAAUUCUGCUCAUGUUUAAGAUUUAUGAAGGAAGUAUCACAUUUGUUACACUGUAAGCAACUCUAGGUCUAAGGCAACCUGCGUAUGGUGAACAAAGCAAAUAACCCUCAGCUCCUUUGUUUUCUUGACGUUCGUCUAGAGAUUGUAGCAUUUAAUUUCCACCAAGGCAGGGGAUAUCCCGCCUCCACAACCAUCCCCACCCUUAGCGACUCAUCGCCCCCACUCCCUGCCGAUGCUGCAUUUCCACCGGGGGACACGGGCACAGCCGGCCGGCCUCAUCCGCUGUGCGAAGGGGGACUUGAGGGAGAAAAGGCACACGCAGGUGAGAGGGCAGACCCUGGACACCCCUCCGUGCGGCUAGGAACCAAGGUCAGGGGUUCUUCUAGUGUCAGAUGUUGAAGGGGGGUGUUAUAUGAUUUCAUUGCCUUUUGUUUUACUUGUGGCCAGGGAAUAAUUUAUCAGGCACACUUUUUUAGAAAUAUAACCUGUGCGAGGACCAUUGACCUGAACGCCCAGGUGUUUGUGAUGUCUGGGGGGGGAGGCAUGUCUCCUUUUAUUCCCCUCAUUUUGGCAAGUGGCUUUCCCCCUGGAUGCUCUGGCCCUCUUCCGCUGGCAGAGUGUUUGAACCCGGCUGUGCCGUUCCCAGAUGCAUCACCUCCUCCUGCUCCCUUUCUUCGUUUCCUUGCUUCCCCCUUAGCCAGGAGCCCGGCUUGCUCAGCACGGCGUUGCCUGUCUCCCUGGGCUCUCGUCAGUGAAAUGCAUCCAAAGUUUUUGAAAGAAGAAUUCAGGAUGACUUCUGUGCAUAUGAAGUCUUCUUGCAUAGAAUUGCUUGUGGAAUUACUCAUCUUAAGGCAGCCCUCUCAGGCAGAGGUUGUUCAGGACCCAUCAAAACUGCCAUUUUCUCCUGAGGAACUAACAAGAAUUAUGUUUAUUUUCUCCUAGGAGAAAAAAAUGUUACAUUAGGCCCAGCCUUUAGAUACUGGGGCAGUAUGCCUGUUUAUCUCUGAAUGUUUUAAAGCAGAUUUAAAGUAAAGCUGAAUACAUGAGAAGUCAGUUUGCUUUUCCUUUGGUUGAAGCAGAAGACGUCCCCCAUGGCUGGUGACUGAGAUUAUUUGGGUGAAGAAAACCUUCUGAUAUCAGUCCUAGGAACAGGUUGUUAGAAAACUUGCCUGGCCGAAGAAGGCGUGUGUGGGAGAUGCACUAGAGCAGGCACGGUUUGACCGUUUUGGAGCUGGGAGGGAGAAGCUCCAGCUCUUAACAAAGCAUGGAGGCGGGAGUGUCCAGCCGGAUUGACACAGGGAAACACAUUGUCAGGGGAAAUCUCAUUUGUCAUUCUGGUUUACAGAAUAGCUGAUCUGAGGAAUCACUGAGAUUUUGAAAACCCACCAAGAGGAGGCAGUUGGCUGAGAGCGGAUGGAGCAAAGGCCUUUCUGUUGACCUUCUACCCUCAGUGCCUCCGUGUCUUCCAUACUCUCGUGGCCUUGGGGGCAAUGAUGGUGGACCCCAGGCUUCGCUCUCACACACCACAAAGCCUGUUUCUGGAAAAGCCACGUGUAAAGCAGGUGUUGGAACUCCGUGUUUGGGCUGAAGUGCCGCUGGUGGGCAUGCAAGGGGUUGUUGUG
This is a messenger RNA of Gekko japonicus, 3481 nucleotides long. It is a transcript of the gene NACC2, whose product is annotated as NACC family member 2, BEN and BTB (POZ) domain containing. Gene Ontology annotation, biological process: regulation of transcription by RNA polymerase II. The transcript has 5 exons. The record is from RefSeq and is a predicted model, not a curated record. Bases 3 to 1739 code for a protein of 578 amino acids. Gene Ontology annotation, molecular function: protein binding; RNA polymerase II cis-regulatory region sequence-specific DNA binding; DNA-binding transcription factor activity, RNA polymerase II-specific. Lineage: Eukaryota; Metazoa; Chordata; Lepidosauria; Squamata; Gekkonidae.